GUCCAGCACACCAUCUCAUAUCCACUCAUAUCUCGUACGUUUGAAAGGUCAUAACUGGAAGUCCGCCAAAGAAAUACCCACGCUCUCUCACAAUCAUUUCUUUCUCUGUCGGACCUGCCAGAUGAUCAACGUCUUCAUCUAGGGUCAACAUGUCUUCCACUACCUCCGAAGUCGUGAUCUCCCCUUUCUUCACAAGCAAAGCUCCAUCCACGGUCGAUGACUCCGACCAUGCAACGGCAAUGGACACAGAGCUGCCUCUCGUUUACAAGGACAUUCGACAUAUUCUCUUCAUUCGAUUGGAGUCUUCAGAACUCCUCAAGCACCAGAAAGAUCUUUUCCUAGAUUCAUUAUCCCUCCGCUCCUCGGACAAUGAACCUAGUUCGCUUGUAGAACUUACCCUGCAGUAUCUCCAAUUCCUCCUUAACGGCAGUGCACCAGUCUCUGCGAUCGAGUCACUGCUUCUAGCAUUCGAACGAGAUUUCUUAGUGGAUACCGAUAUCCACUCCCUUCUCAUCCACUCACAUGUCAGUUCCAGUGUGAGACGGGACUUGCUUAAGACAUACUUCACCGCAUCAUCGACGUGCGGGGAUUGGAGGACGAAGGAAAGCGCUCUGGUAGAGUCUGCAGAGCAUGGCCAAUCACAAAUAUUCACAGUAUUCGGUGGGCAGGGCACAUCAAACCCAGUAUGUGCCAAGGAGCUGUCAGAACUCUAUGCCACAUACACUCCGCUUCUGAGCGAACUCAUAGCCGCAACAGCACCGUUGCUCCACGAACUUUCGCGGCUCCCAGCAACACGAGACUACUACUAUGGUCGAUACGUCGAUGUCGAAGCAUGGAUGAAGAAUGCCAACACAAUUCCAGACAGGGAUUUUGUCUCAACGGCGGCAGUGAGCUUCCCCAUUCUCGGACUGCUGGGUCUUGCACACUAUGCUGUCUCCUGCAAAGUGUUGGGCAAGACACCUGGUGAGAUGCGAUCUCUCCUCAACGGUGCCACUGGUCACUCCCAAGGAAUCGUUGUCGCAGCCGCCAUCGCUCUCUCCGAUUCUUGGGAAUCAUUCUAUGAUGCUGCUAAACUAGCAGUCGAGAUCCUCUUCUGGAUCGGUUACGAGUCCCACCAGAGAUCACCAAGAUCAUCAAUCCCAGCCGACCUCACUAGAGAAUGCUUGGAGAAUGGAGAAGGACGACCUUCGUGCAUGUUGAGUGUGCGAGGCCUGCAACGAUCGCAAAUCGAAUCGAUCAUUACCAAAACAAACAAGACGCUGGCGACCCACGAGAAGUUGUAUCUUGCGCUUGCUAACGCUCGUGACAACUUUGUCAUCGCCGGGCCGGCGAGCUCCCUCGUCCACAUCAACAGCCUUUUCCGCUCUUUGAAAGCGGAUGCAGAGCUCGAUCAAGAUCGAAUCCCGUACAGCAAACGAAAGCCUGUGGUCAACCACCAAUUCUUACCUAUCAGUGCUCCAUUCCACACGAGCCACCUCAAGGAUGCCGCAAUCAGAAUAAAGAGAGACCUUGCAUCCAAGUCACUCAAUGCUGAGCAACUCAUGAUCCCAGUCUACCACAGCAAGACGGGCAGAGAUCUCAGAGAGCUCGGCAACACCAAUGUGAUUGGUAUCUUAGUCGAUGCUAUUACUUGCGAGCUUGGUGACUGGCCCACGGCAACCGACUUUCCAAAUGCGACACAUAUCAUUGUGCUCUCAGGAGGGGGGAUUGGAGAGCUGACGAUGAAGAAUAAGGAUGGCCACGGAGUCCGGGUCAUCAUUGGCAGCGAAUUCGAGGUUCGUGACAAGGAGAUUGGCAGCAAAGCUGAUCUUUUCUCUCCUCGUCUGCUUGAGACUUCCACCGAGUUGGAGAGCUGGGGCAGAAAGUUCCAGCCAGGUAUCAUGCCAUCAGACCUAGGUGAGGCCAUGCUCGACACAAGAUUGAGCAGACUCCUAGGCUGUUCUCCUGUGAUAGUCGGUGGAAUGACUCCUACGACUGUUCCCUGGGACUUUGUCUCUGCUGUUAUGAAUGCGGGGUACCACAUUGAAAUGGCUGGCGGCGGAUACCAUAACGCAGAGUCUAUGUCUGCUGCCAUCGCCAAGGUAAUGGCCAAUGUGCCUCGCGGAAGAGGUAUUACUUGCAACCUGAUCUAUGCAAGCCCUCACACCUUGGCCUGGCAGAUUGCCAUGCUGAAGAAGCUGGCCCAAACUGGCAAAGCAGUCGAUGGACUGACCAUCGGAGCCGGAGUACCCUCGCCUUCCAUUGUAUCCGAGUAUAUCAGCACCCUAGGAUUGAAGCACAUUGCAUUCAAGCCAGGAUCAAUCACUGCGAUCAAGCAGGUCAUUGAUAUCGCGCAAGCCCACCCCGAGUUCCCUAUCAUCCUGCAAUGGACUGGUGGACGAGGCGGGGGUCAUCACUCCUUCGAGGACUUCGAUGCACCCAUCCUCAAUAUGUAUAGUGCCAUUCGAAAAUGCAAUAACCUGAUUCUCGUCGCGGGAAGUGGUUUCGGGAGCAGCGAAGAUACAUAUCCGUAUCUGAACGGAACCUGGACUCAGAAAUUCGGGAAGAUGACGCCUUUGAUGCCUUUCGAUGGUAUAUUGCUCGGAAGUCGCAUGAUGGUUGCAAGGGAAGCGCAUACGUCGUUGCAAGCAAAGGAGUUGAUUUACGAAGCUCCAGGCGUCGGCGAUGAAGAUUGGGAGCAAACGUACAGCGGUGAAGCGGGUGGAAUUAUCACCGUUAUCUCCGAAAUGGGCCAACCAAUCCACAAACUUGCCAACCGAGGAACAAAGCUCUGGGCAGAACUCGACAAAUCCAUCUUCAGUCUCCCUCGCAAGGACAGAGUUGCAAAGCUCAAGCAAAAGCGAGAAUAUAUUAUUCGCAAGCUCAACGCCGACUAUGCCAAGCCAUGGUUUGGACAAGAUGCGGAGGGAGAGGUUUGCGAUUUGGAGGACAUGACUUAUGGAGAAGUCCUCGCCCGCCUCAUCGACUUGAUGUAUGUUGCUCACCAGAAGCGCUGGGUUGAUGCUUCAUAUUCCCGUUUCGCAACGGACUUUGCGGCUCGUGUUCUAGAAAGACUACCAGCUUCACGAUCAAUUGAGAUUCCAGCCUCUACCCUCGAGGAUCCUUUCCGAUUCUUGAGUGACUUUCUGUCAGCUUGUCCUGAGUCUGAAGACAACAUCUUGAACCCCGAGGAUGUCACAUUCUUCUUGCAUCGAUGCAAAGCUAGAGGUUCCAAGCCUGUGAACUUCAUCCCCGCUCUUGACGAUGACUUUGAGACCUACUUCAAGAAAGACUCUCUAUGGCAGUCUGAGGAUGUCGAUGCGGUUAUUGGACAGGAUGCUGGACGUGUUUGCAUCUUGCAUGGCCCUGUCGCUGCUCGAUACUCUCAGAUGGGCAAUACCGAUGAGUCUGCCAAGGACAUUCUUGAUGGCAUUGCCAAGGCACAUGUCGAGAUGAUCAGACGAGAAUUCUAUCCCGAGUCUGGAGCUUGCACUCCUUGCUCAGAGGGCUCAGAGAUGUCUCUCAUCUCUUGGUCACCAACUACACCAAAGUCAGUCCAAGCACUAUUCUCCGACAAGUUCGUGCUACAAGGUCAUGACCGAAAGCCAAGUCCUUUCGCUCGUCUCUUGCAAGACAGCCCAGUCGGGACAUCUCUUCUGCACUUCGACCAAGACACCAACACUCUUUCUCGAACAGCCGAGGAUAGCACUGGAGCUCAAUCUCUCAUGAAGAUCGAGGUCACUAGGGACGACAAGAUCACCGUUGAGCUUCACCAACCAAGUGCCUACAGCUCAACCCCUAUUGUUCUUCAAUUUAGAUACGCUUACAAUCCACUCAUGACACCAUUCGGAUUGAGCGAGGUCAUGGAUCAGCGCAAUCUUCGAAUUAAGUCGUUCUACAGCAAGCUGUGGUUUGGUGAGGAUAUCGAUGCGUCUUUAAAUGUGCACUCUCGUUUCCAAGGCCAGGAGACGACGCUCAAUCGCAAGAUGCUCCAAGAUCUGGUUUCCACUGUCGGCUUGUCUUACCCUCACGGUGAGACCAUGUUCUCUAGUGGUGAUGUCUUCCCAAUCAGCGUCGGUAUCGUCGUUGCUUGGGAUGUCAUGACGAAGCCUCUUGUCCUUAGAGACAUUGAUGGUGACCUUCUCCGCCUCGUUCAUCAAUCUAACACCUUCAAGUACUGUGAAGGUGCUGAACCUCUUCGCAUUGGGGAUGUUAUUUCUGCAUACUCCAAAGUGAAUGCUGUCUAUAUCGAGGAUGCUGGCAAGUAUGUUGUUGUCGAGGCAGUCAUUGAGCGAGCUGGCAAGUCAGUGAUGACUGUUACCUCAACCUUCUUGUUCAAGGGAACUUUCGACGAUUUCCACUCUACCUUCAGACAAACUCAAGAGUCGGACAUCCUCCUUCAAGUCACCUCUGCGCAAGACGAUGCUGUUCUCCGUAACCGAUCCUGGUUCGUACCAAAGAACUCUUCUGCAUCCCUUGUUGGAAAGUCUCUCCUGUUCAAGCCUCAAACAACUGUUUCCUGGAAGGGCAGAAAAGCAUUCAGAAGCAUGGCUGUCACUGGGUCAGUAUUCGAGAAAUAUGGCAACGAUGAUCUUCACGAAAUUGGAGCAAUCAAAUUCCUUACUGGCGAAUGCUUCGGAAACCCAGUGAUGGACUUCCUCGAACGUAAGGGAACACCAACCAUCGCUCGUACCAGCUUGAAGAACCCUGGAUGGUCUGGAGACUCUUCCCUCGAGGUGCAAGUACCAGGCAGCAACGAGAUGUACGCUCGUGUGUCCAAGGAUUACAACCCAAUCCACGUCUCGCCCAUCUUCUCUGAAUGGGCCGAGCUUCCAGGUACCAUCACUCACGGAAUGUACACGUCAGCUAUUGCAGCAGGUGUUCUGGAGCAUCUUGCUGGCGAUGGUGAUCGUCUUCGAUUCCGCCAGUUCUCUGCUACCUUCACAGGUAUGGUUUUGCCGUCCGACAGACUCACCGUUCGAUUCAGACAUACAGGCAUGAUUGAAGGCCGCAUGAUCUUCAAAAUCACUGCGUUUAAGAAGGACACGGAUGACAUGGUCUUGGAUGCUAGCGCUGAAAUUGAACAAGCAACCAUUGCCUACGUCUUCACUGGACAAGGCAGUCAAUCUCAGGGCAUGGGUAUGGACCUAUACAACAGCAGCCCUGUUGCCAAAGCCAUCUGGGAUGAGGUCGACGCUUAUCUGUUAGAUAAGUAUGGUUGGUCUAUCCUGGACAUCGUGCGAAAUAACCCAAAAACCUUGACGGUUCACUUCGGUGGUAAGCGAGGUCGCAAGAUUCGCGAAAAUUACCUGGCAAUGACAAUCGAUGUACCUCAACCAGAUGGAUCUUUGGUCACUAAACAGAUUCUUAGUGGAUUGACCCGUGAGUCGAGAUCUUACACGUUCUCCGAAGCUCGUGGUCUGCUCUUCUCCACUCAAUUCGCUCAACCGUCUAUCCUUCUGCUUCAAAAAGCUACCUUCGAGGACAUGCGCUCUAAGGGUGUCAUCCAAGACACCGCCGUCUACGCUGGUCACUCCCUAGGAGAAUACGGUUCCCUCUCCGCCUUCUCCGGCUUCAUGUCCAUCAAGACCCUAAUGGACGUCGUCUUCUACCGCGGCCUCACCAUGCAAGUAUCCAUGGAACGCGACGAAUUCGGCGAAACCAACUUCUCCAUGGUAGCCGUGAACCCCAAACGGGUCGGCAAAUUCUUCGACGAACAAGCCCUCCGCACCCUCGUCAAGAUGAUCGCCGAUGAAUCCGGCGUCCUCCUCGAAAUCGUCAACUUCAACGUCCAAGGCGAACAAUACGUCUGCGCCGGCUCCCUCCAAAACCUCUACGUCCUCGGCGAGAUCCUCAACCACCUCUCCAAGACUGCCAACCUCUUCUCCCUAAUCUCCGAAGCCCUCUCCUCCGCCUCGCCCUGCCACGACACCGAGCUCGGCGACUUGAUCGCUACUUUCGUCGCGCAAUCCAAUAAGCUUCAGCGACCACUUCAACUCGCGCGUGGAAUAGCGACGAUUCCGUUGAAAGGGAUCGAUGUCCCCUUCCAUUCGACCCAUUUGAGGCCCGGGGUGGUGAGCUAUAGGAAGUUUCUGGAGAUGCGGAUUACGGAGGAUAAUAUCCAUCCUGAGAGGCUUGCGGGCAGGUGGGUGCCGAAUGUGAUGGCGAAGCCGUUUUCGCUGGGGGAUGAGUAUUUGAAGGAGGCGUUUAGGUUGACGCAGAGUCCGGUUUUGAGGGAGAUGUUGGGUGUAUGAUUUUGUUUGAUGAAGAAAUUGUGAUGUGCAUUGCGUGGCGUUUGGGAGGAGUUUGGUUGUUGGGGUUUUGCGUGCAUUGUGUUGUUUUGCUAGGUUGUUGUUGCUUCGUUGAUCUCUGUGUAUCUUGAUGCAUCAUGAAUUUCCUAGCCUGUUUGUUUAUUUCUUACUGUUUCUUCUCUGCAUAGCUAGCUCGUUUGUAUUUGUCGUGCAUAUAUAGAUCUCUCAUAGUAUCAUAUAAAAAAGAAUAUCCACC
Molecule: messenger RNA, 6486 nt
Organism: Mollisia scopiformis
Lineage: Eukaryota; Fungi; Ascomycota; Leotiomycetes; Helotiales; Mollisiaceae
Product: putative fatty acid synthase subunit beta
Exons: 2
Coding region: 150-6233 (2027 amino acids)
Biological process (GO): long-chain fatty acid biosynthetic process
Cellular component (GO): fatty acid synthase complex
Molecular function (GO): [acyl-carrier-protein] S-malonyltransferase activity; enoyl-[acyl-carrier-protein] reductase (NADH) activity; fatty acid synthase activity
Source: RefSeq, a predicted model, not a curated record